CCGCCCAUCUUCAACCCGGAAAAAUCCGCGAACGCUCGAAAAAACCGAACGCACAUGUUUUAAAACAGACUAAUUACUGUAAAAACGUUCAAAACCGGAAAACUUUCAUUCAGGGAAGAUUCAGUAAAAUGGAGUUUUCGGUCAGCUAGUGCAUUAGUCGAAGUUUAAUCAAGUUUAAUAAAAACAGUUUAUCCAUGUUAAAACGCAGUUUCAAAAGACACAACAUGCAUAUGGGCAGUGAAGUUUCGUCAACAACCGGUCAUCAUUACGAGAGAUCCUACGGUCAACUGACGGCGGAGAUUCUUGCAGAAAGAACAAUCGACGGUCUGUUGGCUGAACAUCCCGGUGAGCUGGUUCGAACCGGUUCGCCGCACGUGGUUUGCACAGUACUGCCGCCUCAUUGGAGGAGCAACAAGACCCUACCGGUGGCUUUCAAGGUGGUGGCACUUGGUGAUGUCGGUGAUGGAACUGUGGUGACCGUACGAGCUGGCAACGAUGAGAACUACUGCGCCGAGUUGAGAAAUUGCACGGCCAUCAUGAAGAACCAAGUGGCCAAAUUCAACGAUUUAAGAUUUGUGGGAAGAAGUGGACGGGGUAAAAGUUUUUCUCUGACGAUAAUAGUGUCGACAAGUCCUCCUCAAGUAGCAACAUACAGCAAAGCUAUUAAGGUGACUGUGGAUGGACCAAGGGAGCCAAGGUCGAAAACUAGGCAACAGGGUUUCCACCACUUUCCAUUUGGACCGAGACCAUUUGCUCCUGAUCCCUUAACCGGUGGAUUGCCCUUUAAACUUAGCGGCAUUGCCCAUCAUCUAGCUGGUCUGCCUGGGCCUCCGCCGGAGUGGGCCAUGUUGGGCGGGAGGCCCACUUAUCCACACGGGCCUUUUGUACCACAUCAUCACCCCCAUUUUCCUCAUCAUAUGUUUGCCGCUCUAGACCGUCCAGUAAAUACCUCGCCGAGAAUAGCAAACGAACCGUCUUCAACCUCUUUGGGCCCGAUCUCCAUCAACUGCAGCAGCGCGCACUCUACCACCUCCCCCAAGCACUCCCCCGCACAGGUGGGGCUCCUCACCACCGCCGCGGGCGGCCCCCCGUCCCCCCAGGAAGACGACAUCUCAGUAACAGCGUCCCCUCUGCCCUCACCGAAAAGCCAACCGGCAUUCCCAGGGGUGCCAAACCAGCAAAACCAACUUUUCAACAACGCGUUGGCAGCCAGUUUGUUUUUGAAUACUCCCCUAUUGCCAACUCCAAAUCAGUGGUUCUAUUCUCAACUGUAUCCGCACGAUUGGUCCUGGAUGCACUUUAGGAAUCAGGGACUCAUGCCGAAAAUCAGGGAUGAAGUCCAAAAUCCAGAUUCCAGCAGUGAGAAAUUGGAUAUAAUGGAUUUGGAGGAAGACAGCCAAAAAACCAUCAACAUUAAAGACGAUGAUGAUUCUAAAAGUCCAAAACUCGAAACCACAACAACGGAGAACAACAAUAUAGACAUCGAAAAACUGGAAAAUAACAACAAGACUAAACCUGAAGGAAUUAACUUGAGUCUAAAGCUGCGCAAAGCCGCUAUAACUUUAAUAAAACAAAAAGACGAAGUUUCUUCUACAAAUAAAGAUUCACUUAAAAUGUCCAGAAGCAACACUAAUCGAAACUCAGAUGUUUGGAGGCCGUACUAA
This is a messenger RNA of Brassicogethes aeneus, 1664 nucleotides long. Lineage: Eukaryota; Metazoa; Arthropoda; Insecta; Coleoptera; Nitidulidae. The record is from the annotation of a GenBank genome assembly.